Messenger RNA from Saccharomycodes ludwigii, 2862 nucleotides. RefSeq lists its product as uncharacterized. Lineage: Eukaryota; Fungi; Ascomycota; Saccharomycetes; Saccharomycodales; Saccharomycodaceae. The record is from RefSeq and is a predicted model, not a curated record. Gene Ontology annotation, molecular function: chromatin binding. Gene Ontology annotation, cellular component: nuclear inner membrane. The transcript is spliced from 2 exons. The coding region runs from base 1 to 2862 and encodes 953 amino acids.
AUGAAUUAUACAGACCCAAAUUUUGAGCCCAGUAAAUUAACUGCGGCUUCUUUACGUAAAAUAUUGGCUGAAAAUGACAUCCCAUUUUCAUUGAAUGCAAAGAAAAAAGAAUUACUUUCAAUAUUUAAAAAAGAGAUCAAUAAUAUUAACGCCACAGAUAAAAAUAUCAAUUUAAAAAACUCACAAACUGUUAGUGAUACUGGAUCCGAUUAUGAAGAGGAUGAAGAUCAAAAUGAACAAGGUCAAGAUCAAGAGGGGGGGAAUGAAAACCUAGCACCUGAAAUAGUUAUUAAGGUAGCAGACAUUAAUGGUUCUGUUACACCCAAAAAGAGAAAACUGAGAAAAUCUGCGAGGGCAUCCCAAAAAGAAGUAAGAGAAGAUGCUAAUAAAAAUAAUAAUGAUUCAAGUUCUAUUAUAGAUUUUACCAGGGAAUCAAGCGAUAUUGAUGGCUUAGAAAUUAUUGGAGAGUCUAGAAAGUCAAGCGGUGUGUUGGCUAGCCCGAAAUUCUCUCCUUCGACUAUUAUUCCAAAAAAGAGAACUAUUGAAGAAUCACAGAAAGACAAUAAUGAAAAUGGCAAUGGCAAUGUUUAUUUGAAUAAUGGUAAUAAGGAUACCAAUAAUAAUGCUAACAAUGCUCACAACAGAAAAUUUAGUGAUGUGACUGAUUUAUUGGUUAGAAAAAAAAAAAUGUUAAAAAGUGAUAUCACAGUUGCUGAUGACAGCUUUUCAAAGAAUAAAAGAUCUUUUAGUUCUCCUAUUACCGAUAAAGUUUCUCGUAAAAAAACUACUAGUGUAUCGCCUCACAAGUCAUUGAUAAUAGACAAAUUUGAAUCAACAAAUUCCUCAUCUGAAGAUAUUUCUUUAACACAAUAUACCAAUACCAAUAUCACUGCUACUAAUGUUUUAGAUACCAAAAAGGAAACUAAUGCCAAUAAAAGUGGCACACACCAUUCGUUGAAAAAUAGAAGUUAUAGAGUCUUAUCUUCAACAAGUAAUGUGACAAACAUGAAACAAGUAGAACAAUGCGAGCAGAAAGAGAAGGAGGAAAUAAAGACAGAUAUCAGCGAAAACAAUGACAACAGUGUCAUUUAUAAACCUGUUAGGGAAAUCGACAUCAAUAAAUUAAAAUUUAAUUCACAAGUAUCUGAAGGUUUAAUUUCUCCUAGGGAAGAAAAAACUAUAUCCGAGGGAAAUGGCAUGGCUGAAGAGAAACCCAUUAUUUCUUUUGGGCAAACACCAACCUUUAAAGUCAAUAAUAACAAUCGUUCCGAAUUUAAUGAAAAUGCAUUUACUAAUGAUACUCCACAAAAAAGUUUGGAAAAUUGUUCGGAAGAGAAAAUGAGUAAAUCUAUAUCUAACAAAGAGGAUGACUCUGUAACAGAAAAGCAAAUCCAGCCGAAGAAAAAACACAAGGCAAAGAAAAACUUUAUAGAGAUUUUAGAAGACGAUUUAAAGGAAGAGAUGGGUGAAGAAGUUAGUGAAAUGGAAGACACUCCAGAAUUAGAAGAAAAUACCGAGGUUUCUACAGCCACAAAUUUACCAAGCAUGUAUGAUAAAUUGCUAUUAUCUUUAAUCGCUGUCAAUCGUUUCUUGUUUAAACUACUAAUUAAACAUUUAUUAUUUUCUAUGAUUCUUUUGCCUACAUUGUAUGGACUAUGGUAUCGUGAAAAUAAAAUAAAGGUUGGUUACUGCAAUCAUGAAAUGGAAACAACUAGGUAUGGACUCAAUUUACCAUUUCUAAAUACUGAGAAAACGACCAAGUGGAUAAACAGUGAAUAUCCCAAAUUGUCCUUUUUUAGUAAUUUCUUUGAAACUAUUGGGCAAUAUGUUGAAGAACAUAGUAACCCCCAAUGUGUGCCAUGUCCCGAUAAUGCUCUAUGUUAUCCAUAUAUGGAAUUACGAUGUAAACCAGAUUAUAUUAAAAAGCCUAUGAAUUGGUUAAGUCUAUAUGGUCUUCUUCCAAUUGGAGGAGAAUGUGUCAGAGAUCCAGCAAGAGAACACAUUAGGGACGAGAUGGUUACUAAAGCUUUAGAAUUAUUAAGGGUUAAAAAUGCGCAAUACGAAUGUGGUGAGUCCGAAGACGAUGAAUUAUGUGGGUUAACUGAUUUGGAAUUGUACCAAAUUUUUUAUGAGUCAAAAAAGCCAUGGGUAAAAGAUGAUGAAUUCAAUGAAAUUUGGGAAGCUGUUAGUGAAAACUUAAAAAAUGAACCCGAAAUAAAAUGGAGGCAAGUUAACCAGUUUACAAACAAUUCAAGUUCCAAGUGCAAAGAUACCAUUGAAAAAGUUGACUAUGAAAAGGAAAUUAUUUCAAACAAGAAAGAAUGGGACACGAGCUCCAUUGGAGCUUUUCGCUCAACAUCCAAGAAGUACACAGGUUUCAGGUGCAGAUUUGAAAGGGAAAUUUUUAAAACCUAUAGAGAGCACAGAAACAUGAUAUGUUGUAUCAUAUUAUUAUUUGUUUUUAUUAAGUGGUUGAAAUAUAGACUAAGUAAUUAUUAUAAAGAGCAAGACUUAGUUAACAAAUUGGUAAUUCAAGUUUUGGUUAAAUUACAAAAAACAAAAAAAAAUUACGAAAGUGAUUAUCGUCAAUAUCGUCCCACAACUGCUGAUGGUGACAAAGAAAAUCGCAUAUCAAUAAUGAUAGUUCCUUAUUUGAGCACUGUUCAAUUAAGAGACCUAUUGUUAAAAGACGUUGUUAAUUUAAGAUUGAAAAAUAAGAUAUGGAAUAAAGUUGUUAAGAAAUUAGAAGGCAACAACACGAAUGUGAAGUCCAGCUUAAUGGAAGUGCAUGGGGAAAUAAUGAAAGUUUGGGAAUGGAUCGGAUCAAUUUCUUACGACGAUAAUGACGAGAGUAAUAACUAA